Molecule: messenger RNA, 504 nt
Organism: Nezara viridula (southern green stink bug)
Lineage: Eukaryota; Metazoa; Arthropoda; Insecta; Hemiptera; Pentatomidae
Source: the annotation of a GenBank genome assembly
AUGUCGUCGACUACGACGUAUAUCAUGGCCCCCGCGGCGAAGGCCAAGGCGUACGGAAGGAGGGGCUCCGCCGCGAAGACUGCUGGAGAAGAGGAUGACUCGGGGACGGAGAAGGGAGCGCGGAGGCACGGCAGCUAUGUAACGGGAACCGGGCCAAGGUCACCGAUCUGCCCUCCAUUCACGGUACAAUCCUAUCCGCCAUCCAACCACCCCCCUGGAUGGCCACCUAGAAUAUGUGUUCUGGUCAGGGGUUGGCAGCGCUUGGGAUGUUCAGCUGGAGUACAAGAAUUCACGAGGGUAGUGGAGGAGCAAGAAUCCAGGAGGUCCUCGAAGCGGAUUCCAAAUCUUCAAGAUGGAACUGCGCACGACACAAUGGCUGUCGUAUUAACCCAUCCUGAACAACGACAAUUACUUUCCAAUGAAGCCGAGAGAGCAGACAUAAGAGGUGGAGGCCGUGGACUCACCUAUAGAUGGCAGACAGUCCUCAGGGAUCUUGGGCCUUAA